CUCUCUGAUACUGAUAAGUAACAGAAAACAUUUUCAACGUAUCAGUUAUAACUGUUAUAAGGCACCUUGCGUAAUUCUCGAUUUGUAUCUGAUAUCUCUCAUAUUCUUUACACAUGCGUAGUCACUAUCUGUUUUUUAUUCAUUUCUGAAUAAUCAUCAGUUGGAGCAUACACUUCUUUAAUAUUUUUUAAAAAUCUUGAAAUUGAUUAUAAAAUAAUCAUGAGUGAACGGCUAAAAAUGAUAGAUGAAUAUUAUAAUAAUUUGGAAUAUUAUAAUAAUUUAGAGAUCAACAAACAAAAAGCAUUAACAGAAAUAUUAGCUUUAGCUAAGGAAAUAAAAGUUACAAAUGUUAAUAAUUUCUCACAGAGAUUUCUUAUGACAGCAUCUAUAAUCGAAAAAAAUUUGUCCCUUUUCAAAUCUGUUAGUGAACAUGUAGAUGUAAUUACUACCAUCAUUAAAUACUUAAAUUAUUUUGGUACAAGAUUUAUGCUUGAUAGUAAAUAUGAUGAAGAUUAUAUGAAAGAUGAUGUAGUUUUAUUAGUACUAGUUACAAUUCUAAAUUUAUGUAAAGAAUACGAGAUGAAAUAUUUUUUGGAAAAUGCCGUCAUCAAGAAUUCUAUACUGGAAAAAUCAGUUCGAUACAAUCAGUUGACACGUUACAAUGAAAUGAUAGUUCUAGAAGAUUCAGAUUUGUAUGCGGUUAUUAGUUACUUGAAGAAUAGAAAAUCUGUUUUGCUGUCUUUAAAUAAAAUUUCGAUUCAGGAACUAAUAAAAGAUAAAUUUUUAUGGCUUAUGGAGGAAUAUUUGCAAUAUGACUGUGACAUUCAUACGUUUCGAACAAGGAAUGAAUUAUUUACACCCUGUAUACCUGAUGAAAUGAACAUAGUAUCCAUAUGGACAGAAGAUAUUGUAUUUGCAAAAAACUUAGCGAUACACUAUAUUUCUUUAAAUAGAGAUGUUCUAUUUAUAAAUACGCACAUGGAUUUCUAUGAUGGUAUUGUGGUUUUGCCAUAUAUAAAAACAACUGAAAUACCAUAUAAAUUGCAUUUGAAGAAAGAUGAUUGUGCUAAAAAAUUAAAUUUGCAAAAAAGUAUAGUUUACAAUUUAUUUUAUGAUGGUAUGUGGCAACGGCCGGUAAAAGAUACAUAUUGGAUACAUAAUGAUUGUCAAUGGGCAAAUGCAACAAGUGACGAUAUUAUCAAAUGUGUUACUUCGGCCAGAAAAGGAUUCAAAAUUUGGAGCACUGAAUCUAUCACUUAUAGAAUAAAAAUAUUAUCUAUAUUUGCAUCUAUGUUAGAGUACAAUGGUAAAUCUGCAUUAGCAGAUAUAAUAUCAACGUGGAUAAAAUUCUCGAGUGUCUGUGAAAAUUCCUUAUUUUGCUCACAAAGUGGAGGAUUAGAAGUAACGAAAAUUCGUUACCCAAAAGGCAUUAUCAUUUUGAAGGAGGAAGACGAAGCUGUUUUAUUUCGUCGAUUGACGCAAGUUUUAACUGUUGGCAAUUCUGUUAUUGUGAUAUGCAAUAUAAAUUUUUGUAGUCUGGCACCAUAUUGUAACAUGUUAUUGGCAUCUGAUGUACCUCCAGGUGUCAUUAAUUUGUUAUCAAAUGAAACUAUAAAAGAGCUAGAAUUAUCUCUAUGUGGAACGGACUAUGCAAAUUAUGCAGAACUGCUUUUCUCAGAAAAUAGCCUUGAGGAAACAUACAUAAAGCUUACCAAACCCAAGCCAAUUAUACUUCCUCUUAAAUAGUCAUAAUAUGUAAAAAAUAUUUAAUGUUUUUUUGUAACGAAAGCGUCGAUAUACAUAUAAACAUUAUGAUAAACAUACAUUUAUUUCCACAAUUUAUUUUACAAUUUCCAUCAUCCAUUCACCAAUUAUUUAAAAUUUAAAAUAAAGUUGAUAAUUUAAGAUUAUAAAAAAAGAUUGCGAGAUUAGAAAGAUUUUGCAAAGUGCUAUAAAUUUUAUCGAUAGAAUGCCAACAGAAAUGUAUAAGAAUCUGCAAGAUUCUUAUACUAGAAAUGUGUAAGAAUACGAUAAUAAAUUGAUC
Molecule: messenger RNA, 2044 nt
Organism: Monomorium pharaonis (pharaoh ant)
Lineage: Eukaryota; Metazoa; Arthropoda; Insecta; Hymenoptera; Formicidae
Exons: 9
Coding region: 220-1746 (508 amino acids)
Molecular function (GO): oxidoreductase activity
Source: RefSeq, a predicted model, not a curated record